Solanum pennellii is the source of this 1335-nucleotide messenger RNA. Its product is annotated as expansin-B3. The record is from RefSeq and is a predicted model, not a curated record. Gene Ontology annotation, cellular component: extracellular region; plasmodesma. The coding region runs from base 141 to 929 and encodes 262 amino acids. Gene Ontology annotation, biological process: sexual reproduction. Lineage: Eukaryota; Viridiplantae; Streptophyta; Magnoliopsida; Solanales; Solanaceae. The transcript is spliced from 4 exons.
UAUAAAAAUAAGACUAUAUAAUUCUCUUCUUAGUUCUAACUUGUUAACACUCUCAUCUCUUCUUCAAUUCUUACAAUCUUACUACCUCGGUUUCUCCGCGAAACGCAGAGAGAAACCGAGGAUUAUAUUUAUACAACGUUAUGGAUUUUAGUAUUCGCCUUGUUAGUUAUGUUAUGUCGGUGAUUUUAGUUUUUUUAACUGUCAUUGCAUCGGGUACCACUCUCCGACGUGGUGUGAACCCACAUUGGCACUCAGCUUCGGCUACUUGGUAUGGUAGUCCCAAUGGAGAUGGUAGUGACGGUGGAGCAUGUGGGUACGGGACAAUGGUGGAUGUGAAGCCGUUCAGGGCUCGAGUUGGGGCCGUGAGUUCAGCCUUAUUUAAAAAAGGCGAAGGUUGUGGUGCUUGCUAUAAAGUAAAAUGCUUAGAUAAAACCAUUUGCUCGAAACGAGCUGUGACAAUUAUCGUUACCGAUGAAUCGCCGGCCCUAACUAAAGGUCUAGUCCACUUCGACCUUAGUGGGUCCGCAUUCGGACGUAUGGCUGUUUCGGGUCGUAACACUAACUUACGCAAUCGUGGUAAAAUCUCCAUUAUUUACCGCAAGACUCCUUGUAAAUAUCCUGGACAAAACAUUGCAUUUCAUGUAAAUGUUGGCUCAACAGCUUAUUGGCUUUCUCUUUUGGUGGAAUUUGAGGAUGGAGAUGGUGAUAUUGGAUCCAUGCAAAUAAAAGAGGCAAGGUCUAAUCAAUGGUUAACGAUGACACACCUAUGGGGUGCGAAUUGGUGCAUUAUUGGUGGACCAUUACAAGGACCAUUUUCAAUUAAGCUAACCACACUAACCAAAAAGCGAACCCUCUCAGCUAGAGAUGUUAUUCCAAGUAAAUGGACUCCUAAAGCCACUUAUACGUCUCGACUUAACUUUUUAAAGUAACUUUUCUUUUUGUACUUCUAUAACAAUAUAUCAUAGACGAAUAUAUAGUUAAAGACUUGUAGAUUCACUAAAUAAAUACAAAUAAUGGGUCAUGAGAGAAAUUUCAAAUCUUGAAUCUGUCUCGGUGUGGACAGAUUUAGAAGAACUAAAACAAUAAAACCCUACAUAAACAUGUUGGUUGGUUUUUUUUUAAAAAAGGGAAAAUCAGCCUUUGGAUUAGUAUAAUAAGUUUCCUAGGCUAAUUUCUUUUCCUUUUUUUUUCUCUUUAUUAUUUUGAUGUAAUUGUUUUUUUUUUCUUCCUAUUAUUUUGUAAAAUGUAAAAUGCUUAUAUGUUGUUAAUAGUAGUAGCCCUCUCCAAAGGAGAGUGAGCCCUUUGUGUGUAAAAGUGAUUUACAUUUUAUGUUUU